This is a messenger RNA of Planococcus citri (citrus mealybug), 1116 nucleotides long. It is a transcript of the gene RpL23A, whose product is annotated as ribosomal protein L23A. The transcript has 5 exons. Lineage: Eukaryota; Metazoa; Arthropoda; Insecta; Hemiptera; Pseudococcidae. Gene Ontology annotation, biological process: ribosomal large subunit assembly; translation. Gene Ontology annotation, cellular component: cytosolic large ribosomal subunit; ribosome. Gene Ontology annotation, molecular function: structural constituent of ribosome; rRNA binding. Bases 125 to 1072 code for a protein of 315 amino acids. The record is from RefSeq and is a predicted model, not a curated record.
UGCUCGCCGAAUUGAAUUGAAUGAAAGCUCAACACAUUUUUGAUGUGGAAUCUUUAAAAAAAUGCGAUAGUUUUGUAAUUUCAUCAAUUUGAUCAGAGUGUGUUAGAAAUAAAUUUCGGUAAAAAUGGCACCCAAAAAACCAGCCGACAAACCAGAUCCAAAGGCCAAGAAAUCUGAUAAACCCGCAGCGUCGAAACCAGCAUCGGAAAAAGCUUCGACGGCGAAAUCUGGACAACAAGCCAAACAAGCUAAACCUGCUCAAGGCAAAGCUCCUCAAGCCGCUAAACCUUCGUCGAGUAAAACCCCGGCUCCAGCUCCCAAAGCAGCAGCCAAGGCUGGCAAAAAACCAGAAGCUGCGAAGCCUGCGAAAGCCGCCAAACCCGCUCAACCGAAGAAAGCUGCCGGUAAACAAGAACCUAAAAAGGGCAAGGAUUCCGCGAAAGCAGCCCCCGGCAAAGCUCCAGCUAAAGCCGCUAAGAAGCCAGCAGCCAAACCAGCGAAAGGAGAUGCGAAGAAAGCCGCCGGUAAAGCUGAUGCUAAGAAAGGUAAAGAUGCGGGCAAAGUCGUAAAGAAGGAUAAGAAGGAUAAACCCAUCAAGGGAGUCGGUCCGAAACAACAAAAAGCUGCCAAGGCGGCUAAAGCUAAGGAAGCUGCGAAGAAGGCUUUGAAGACGAAAGUUAAAUUCUUGAAAGGACCUCAUGGACACAGAACGAGAAAAAUCCGGACAUCGGUACGUUUCCGUAAACCGAAAACCUUCUGUCCUCCCAGAAAUCCGAAAUACCCUAGGAAAUCUGUACCCAAAAGGACUAGAAUGGACCCCUACAACAUCAUUAAAUAUCCAUUGACUACCGAAUCCGCUAUGAAGAAAAUUGAAGAUAACAACACAUUGGUAUUUAUCGUCCAUUUACAAGCCAACAAACACCAUAUUAAAGCCGCUGUCAAGAAGAUGUACGACAUUAAUAUCGCUAAAGUUAACACACUCAUCAGGCCUGAUGGUAAGAAGAAAGCCUAUGUCAGACUAGCAAGAGAUUACGACGCAUUAGAUGUUGCCAACAAGAUCGGUAUCAUAUAAAUAUGUUCGAUGUUUUUACAGAUAAUAAAUUUUAUAAAAAUUUA